Seriola aureovittata is the source of this 3575-nucleotide messenger RNA. RefSeq names its product regulator of G protein signaling 20 (gene rgs20). The transcript has 6 exons. Bases 194 to 1048 code for a protein of 284 amino acids. Lineage: Eukaryota; Metazoa; Chordata; Actinopteri; Carangiformes; Carangidae. The record is from RefSeq and is a predicted model, not a curated record.
AUGCUCUGCCUCAGCCUGACUCCUGCAGAAGUAACACAGGACUGAGGAGCCUCGGUUUCAGCUCAGAAUAAAUCCAACCGAAAUGAAGAGACGCCGUGAAAACAUAGAGGAAAGGAGCAAGGAGUGUGUGGAUUUCUUAUGAUCUCAAACGGACUUGAGCCUCACGUGGCGAGUGAGGCCUCAUGGUCGGAGCAUGCCAUGUGCUAGAGCGGUGAGGCAGUGGGAGAUCAGGCCCACGUCUGCUCUGUGGGGGAUCAGACGCACCAGGGCCCUGAUGUGGCAGCGGAUACGGGGACUGGCCCGGGCCUGCCGGCAUGGUGCGGGGUACCCGGUAAACUACAAUGACCCGGACCGAGAGGAACAGGAGAUGGUGUGCCUUGAGCCCAUGGGAUCAGAGCGGAUGGAGAUGCGAAAGAGGCAGAUGUCGGUGCAGCAGGAGUCGGCAGUGGGGGGAACUGCACCGGCCCAGCAGGGCCAGCCGGGCCAGGCCAACCCACGGGGCUCAAAUGCAUGUUGCUUCUGCUGGUGCUGCUGCUGUAGCUGUUCCUGGAACGAAGACCGGGAUGAUAGGAACCGAAAGGCAUCUUAUGACGUCAAGGAAGGGACCUCAGACUGUGAAGACUGUCCUAAGCCCACUUUGGAGGAGGUGCGCUCCUGGGGGCAAUCGUUUGACAAGCUGAUGUGUUGCCCAGCGGGGAGGAACUCCUUCAGACAGUUUCUUCGCACUGAGUUCAGCGAGGAGAACAUGCUCUUCUGGUUAGCCUGCGAGGAGUUCUGCAAUGAGACCAAUAAGACUACGAUAGAGGAAAGGGCCCGGGUCAUCUAUGAGGACUACAUCUCCAUUCUCUCGCCGAAAGAGGUGAGCCUUGACUCCCGUGUGCGUGAAGCGAUCAACAGGAACAUGCUGGAGCCCAACUCGCACACGUUUGACGAUGCCCAGCUGCAGAUCUACACACUAAUGCAAAGAGACUCGUAUCCCCGCUACAUGAACUCCCCAGCCUACAAAAACCUGCUCAACACUCUGUCAGAGCAGUCCCCCGAAUCUUAGGGUGGUGAUGACCUGUGAUCUUUUAACUCUCUUUAUUCCCCCCCCCCCUCCCCCCAACUCUUACCCCCUUUUUUAAAAUUUACUUUGUAUGUGCAGUGUAGGAUUACAUGAACCGGGCUUCGGGCCUGGCCCCUCCCAGGGAUCUCAGCUCUAUUGUGAUCUGCACCUGACCGAAGACACUCAGGUCUCAAAAUCUCCCGAGGGCUUGACAUCACAAGUACUGCUACAGAUCAACAUAGCAAAACACUCCAAAGGAAUAUAAAUACAUUUUGUUUCUGAUUUCUUUUUUUUCUUUUGAUAGAAAUCUAUUUUAUUUGUGUUCAGAGUUUUUUAUGGUCUGUUGUUUUUUGUAUGAUUGUUUGGGGGGGAAAUGAUUCCUACUGUAGACUAUAUAUUUAUGAGUUUGUAAAUAGUAAAAAUGAAAUUGUGGGUAUUUUAUGUGAAAACGCCUGGUUCUAUUUACUGCGUAUGAAAAUCAAAGCUCAAGUCAAAGGCUACAUGUUAGCUCUACUUGCAGGCAGCUUUGUGGGGUACUGUAUGAUUUCACUUUAUUUUCACCCUGUUUUGUUACCUAACCUCACACUUUGUUACCUGUGACAACGACUUGGCAACUCCAGUUCAUGUAGAACCUGUGUGUAAUUGAAGCUACUGUAAGUGUAAAGUAACAAAGUGACAGUAGCUCUUGUCACAGUGUGCAAUUUGUUUCCUUUUGAAACUCAAAUCAAUUAUGAAAGUGUAUUUUAACUUUCUUUACUCAAUCUUAACCACAGAAGAUUGCCUAUUUAAAACACUAUUUAAGACAUUUUUUUUUAUAUAAGUGCUACUCAAUGCACACCUUAAAGGUUUAAUAUAGUUUCACCAGUGUGACAUAAGAACCACAGUAAUUAUAUUUACCAGAUAAAGUAUUUUUUAUUUAUUGAUAUCUAUUGCCAAUAUAGAAGAACCAACAAGUAUAAAUUAUAUUUAAGUACUUCGGGGGAAGAAACUAUACUGUUAUGCCACUGUCAAAAAAAUGUAGAAAUUUGGGUAACACUACAUUUUACAGGUCUUUAGUUUCCUAAUAACUCUCUAGGAACUUUCCUUGAAAGAACUAUGGGAUUUGGUACUAAAUAUGGGGAGUAACAUUUUAGGAAAUAUGCUUAUAUGCUUUUUUCCUGAGAAUUAGCUGAGAAGAUUGAUACCACUCCCAUGUUUUUUCAGUAAAUAUGAAGCCACAGCCAACAGCUGGUUAGCUUAGCUUAGCAAAGACUGGAAACAGAGGGAAACAGUUAGCCCAGCUCUGUCCAAAGGCAACAAAAGCCGCUUAGCACCUUCAAAGCUUGAUAACUAGCACGUGAUUUCUUGUUUGUUUAAUCCGAACAAAAACCUAAGUGUGAAAAAAAUUAGCUGUUUUUGUCAGGCAACCAGCAGACACUCCAGCAAAUGCUCCCGGCCAAAAAAUAGUCCAGCAUAUAAUCCCUUUACACUAGUUAUUAACCAGAUUUGAUUAAUUGGAAGUUUACCAACUAAAUUGUUUCUAUUUUAGCAAUAAAUACGACUAAAUUACAUUUCCAGAAAACUUGUUGGAAAUCGGUAAGAAAUUACAGACCUGUAAAAAGCGUUACUCAAAUUUAUGAGACUGACAUUAUUCGACAGCAGGUUGAAUCAUCCUGGUAGAUUUUAACUUAAGUCACAGUACGAAGAGCCCGUCUGCUGUGUGAAAUUGACGUGAUCGAUUGGAACUGACACUGGGGUCAGGCCAGGUUAGCAGCAACACCAAAGCUACCAUGUAAACUGUGUUCAUACGUAUAUCGUGAGCGUUUCCAUUGACUAAAAUUGGAGUUGCCAAGUGUUAAAAAUUUUUAUGUAUUCUGAUAGUUUUAGUUGAAUUACUUUGUUGCCUCACAAACAUGUCACUCAAAGACAAGAUCCUCACAUGGGGAAGUGCCUUGACAUUCAAUUUUAUGACAUCUUUCUCAUGGGCAACGGUUGUUUUCAGACCCUUGCCAUAAGGGUGGUUACUGGAGCGCGAAGCCAGUUUACUGGAAAUUGUCCCUCUCACUGGCCAAAUUAUCGCAUGUGUUUUGUCUUGAUUCCUUAGUCAUGACUACAUCAGUCCACUUUGGUAGCGCGGAGGAUGAUGAAAACACAUGUCUUUAUUUGCAGAGGACAAAGAUCAAUGGAUAGGGCUGGUUGAUCUGAACUUCUUGCCAACCUGUGUGCUUCACAGUGGGACUUGUACUUGUCUUAGAGUUAACUUUAACUUACUAUGUGCAAUUUGAGCUGAUGGAUACACCGCGCAGAUCAACCUCAAAACACAAUCUAAGCCAAUGGUUUGGAGUGAUGCCUAUAAAUGUUGUUUCUUCUUCUGUUUACUAUAUGAAAUGUGUUAUUUUGCGCUGAGUUUACUGAAGAAUACAUUUUUAAAAACAAAUAAUGUGAAUGUUUACAGUAUAUGGUUUCGUUUUUUUUUUCUGCUACUCUCCAAGAAAAUAAUGACUUGUGGGCAUUUUGAUUAAGAUAAAAUAAAGCACAAUAAUUUUAUCGA